AAGCAAGUCAGUUUUUUGAUUGCCUUCUUUCUUGAAAUACUUGUCACAGAUGCAGUUUUUCCUCACAUUGUUCCAAACAGACUUCAGUUUUUUGAAUAUAAGUCUGUCUCUGUACAUUGUGAGGAAGAUAACAAUGCCACUGAAUGGAGCGUGAAGUGGAACUCUUCCUACACAUCGAGCACAUCACCAUCGCCCUACACAAUUUAUCCCACCUUUGAAAGUCACAGUGGAGAAUACUGGUGUGAAAAUGAACAUGGAAUAAAAAGUGAGGCUGUGAACAUCACUAUUACCGCUGGUGUUGUAAUCUUGGAAAGUCCAACCUACCAUGUGAAAGAGGGAAAUGAGGUGAUCUUUAACUGUAAAAACAAGAAAACUCAGUCAGAACACAUAACUGACUUCUACAAAGAUGGUGUCUCUCUCGGGACCUGGUAUCAAAACAGCAUGACCAUCAAAAAUGUCUCCAAGUCUGAUGAAGGACUCUACAAGUGCAGCAUAUCUGGAGUUGGAGAAUCACCAGAGAGCUGGCUAGCUGUAAUAAAACAACGUGAAGCCUACGAAGAGACUGGUCUUUCACAAAGUCUCUUCCCUGAGACACUCAAUCUGCUGUGGACUGUUAUCUGUGUUUUAUUGGUGGAUCUGUCAUUGGUGGUGUUGGGGCUGCUUUAUCAAAACAAACACAAAGUAUCAACCUGUUUUUCAUUAGAACGAAAUUCUUGCACACAUGAAGACGACAAAG
Messenger RNA from Haplochromis burtoni (Burton's mouthbrooder), 736 nucleotides. RefSeq names its product high affinity immunoglobulin epsilon receptor subunit alpha-like. The transcript has 4 exons. Lineage: Eukaryota; Metazoa; Chordata; Actinopteri; Cichliformes; Cichlidae. Gene Ontology annotation, biological process: cell surface receptor signaling pathway. Gene Ontology annotation, molecular function: transmembrane signaling receptor activity. The annotation marks the transcript as partial. The record is from RefSeq and is a predicted model, not a curated record.